Molecule: messenger RNA, 2090 nt
Organism: Callorhinchus milii (elephant shark)
Lineage: Eukaryota; Metazoa; Chordata; Chondrichthyes; Chimaeriformes; Callorhinchidae
Gene: ets2
Product: v-ets avian erythroblastosis virus E26 oncogene homolog 2
Exons: 10
Coding region: 460-1881 (473 amino acids)
Biological process (GO): regulation of transcription by RNA polymerase II; cell differentiation
Cellular component (GO): nucleus
Molecular function (GO): sequence-specific DNA binding; DNA-binding transcription factor activity, RNA polymerase II-specific
Source: RefSeq, a predicted model, not a curated record
CAGAGAGAGAGAGAGAGAGCGAGAGAGAGAAAAAGGGGGCAGGUUACUGUGAUUCGUAAACUAGUAAACCCAACCUCUUUUGUGCUGCCUCCAUCCAAUGAAUAAAAGUUGGAGAGAGAAAAGAAAGAGAAAAGAUGAAGCAAAAGGCACAGCAGUAGGAGAGGAGAUAGAUCUUCGCUGAAGGAGGUUGCGUCAAGGAAAAAGGAGAGAGAGAAUUUGGGGGAAAAAGAGUGUGUUGAGACUAUUAAAUUUGACGAGAUCUCUGUAUUUGCAUCAACUUUUGGAGACUGCAACAACAUUAACAACAGCAGCAACACAGCGAGAAGUCUCCUCAAAGCUCUGCGCUCUACAUUUGUCUGUAUUUAUUGACUUGGAUUUUCAAGCAAUCGGCUUUGGGGUUCGGCUGUGGAAUUUGGUGUUUUGCCUGCAGUGACUUUUCAGAAAAAGUUACAACCAGCAAUGUGUGAUUUUGGAAUGGAUCAAGUGGCUCCCGUUUGCAAAGAACCCCGAGCAGUGCUUAAGCGCCAGUCAGCGUUCGACACGUAUGAACCGCUCGGCAGCAUCUUUGCCGGGUUGCUGUCGUAUUUGGACGAAGACCAGACGUUACAGGAGGUACCGACGGGCAUGGCUUCCCUCUUAUACGACGUCGGCACCAGUGAGGUGCCUCUCCUCACGCCGGGCAGCAAGGCCGUCAUGAGCCUGGCUCUGAAGGAGAGCUUCAGCGGCUUCGCCAAGGAGCAGUGCCGUCUGGGAAUCGCCAAAGAUCCUCACGUGUGGAGUGAGCGGCAGGUCAGCCAGUGGUUGCAAUGGGCCAUCAAUGAGUUCAGUCUGGAAAACGUCAACUUCCAAAAGUUCAGCAUGUCCGGGCAGGCACUCUGUGGCCUGGGUAAGGACAGCUUCCUGGAACUGGCGCCCGAUUUCAUCGGAGAUAUCCUUUGGGAACACCUGGAACAGCUAAUGAAAGCUUGUCAGGAGGAGCCGCAGUCACAGUGCCUGGGAACUCCGACACACUACUAUUCCAACUCCCAUUGGAUCAGUAGCCAUUCGAACGGUAUCAGAAACAGCCAUACCCAGUGCGGAGAGGGAGCUCUCUCGGGUUACAUCGAGACCAGCCUGCACGGACAGAUCUUGUCAGACUUAAGAAACCAGGAGUUCCUGAACAUGACCCACGACUUCCAGCUUCAGCCCAACCCGACGGCACCUCGUGCUGAGAUGAGCUAUUACCCCCCGCAGCGGCAGCAAUUGACCACCGACAACCUUCUCCAACUGAGCAUCAUGGGCAGGGCUGGACCCCAGAAGCAAGCGUCCCUGGAAAGCGUGGACAGUUUUGACAGCUCAGACUCGGUGCUGAGGUCGUGGGGCAGUCACUCCUCGCUGUGUGACACCCAGCGCGUCCCCUCGCAGGACAGCUUCGAGGUGGAAUGCAGCCAGUCCCUGUGUCCCAGCAAACCCAACAUCUCCUUCAAGGACUACAUUGAAAAGAGGAAAGAGCCCCUGGAGCUGGGGAAGCCCGUCAUUCCUGCCGCUGUCCUCGCUGGGUUCACAGGAAGUGGGCCCAUUCAGCUCUGGCAGUUCCUACUCGAAUUAUUGACAGACAAAUCGUGCCAGUCUUUCAUCAGCUGGACCGGGGACGGAUGGGAGUUUAAGCUGACCGACCCUGAUGAGGUGGCCCGGCGAUGGGGCAGGAGGAAGAACAAGCCCAAGAUGAACUACGAGAAGCUGAGCCGUGGGCUCCGCUAUUACUACGACAAGAACAUCAUCCACAAGACCGCGGGGAAGCGUUACGUGUACCGCUUCGUGUGCGACCUUCACAACCUGCUGGGCUACACAGCGGAGGAACUGCACUCCAUGCUCGGUGUCCAGCCAGACACCGAGGACUGAGCCCCAGAACAGGCCAGCCCGUGCCCCCGCCCUCUCUUCUCCCUCCCCCACCGCACACGAACAUAUAUGCCAUUUUAUUUCACGGCCCGGACACACCCCCACCCACCCUCCUCCGGGAUCACGAGACAUCUUUUUUUACCGUGAGAGAUUUAAAGAUGUCCCCUCUCCUCCCCACCCCCCCAUCCCCUCAUUUCCCGACAUUACGGACU